Molecule: messenger RNA, 1380 nt
Organism: Anopheles marshallii
Lineage: Eukaryota; Metazoa; Arthropoda; Insecta; Diptera; Culicidae
Product: glutamate-rich WD repeat-containing protein 1
Exons: 2
Coding region: 1-1380 (459 amino acids)
Molecular function (GO): protein binding
Source: RefSeq, a predicted model, not a curated record
AUGUCGGAAGCAGACGAGCGGAUGGAGGUGGCCGAGGACCAAAACAUUGAGGAUGCCGAGCUGGAAAAUGCGAGCGACGGUGAUGACGAUGCGGACGACACCGAACAGCAGCAGGAGAAAGAUGGCAAAGCACAGGUUUACCUACCCGGGGGCGUAAUGGGUCACGACGAGGAGCUGGUGUGCGAUGAAUCGGCCUACAUAAUGCUGCACCAGGCACAAACCGGUGCACCCUGUCUCAGCUUCGACAUUGUGACCGAUCCGCUCGGUGACGAUCGCGAACAGUUUCCACUGACGGCGUACGUGGUAGCCGGUACGCAAGCGGCCCGUACGCAUGUUAACAGCGUGAUCGUGAUGAAGAUGUCCAACCUUACCAGAACGUCCAAACCGUCCGAUGGUGAUGAAUCGGAAGACGAGGAAGUGAGUGAUGACGAGGACGUAGGUGAGGAUCAAACGCCCGUUCUUAGCAGCGUGAUGAUUAAACAUCCUGGAUGCGUAAAUCGGCUGCGUGUGAGCACGUUCGGUAACUCGCAGUACGUAGCAUCGUGGAGCGAGAUGGGCCGGGUGCACAUUUACAACAUCAACGAACAGCUGGCCGCGCUUGAUGAUAGCAAAGCGAGACAGACCUACCAACAGAACAAGACCGGCGAUGGAGUGAAACCGGACUUUACAUUUUCCGGACACCAAAAGGAAGGUUUCGCCAUUGACUGGUGUACGACGACGCGUGGCAUGCUGGCGACGGGCGACUGUCGACGAGACAUACACAUCUGGCGACCGAAUGAUAAGGGUUCGUGGAACGUCGACCAGAGACCGCUGGUGGGUCAUACGGACUCGGUCGAGGACAUUCAGUGGAGUCCGAACGAAGCGAACGUGCUUGCUUCGUGCUCGGUAGAUAAAUCGAUCCGGAUCUGGGACUGUCGGGCAGCUCCAUCGAAAGCGUGCAUGCUUACGGCUGAGAAAGCACACGAGAGUGAUGUGAACGUCAUCAGCUGGAACCGUAAUGAACCACUGAUUGCAAGCGGUGGCGAUGAUGGCGUGCUUCAAAUUUGGGAUUUACGACAGUUCCAGUCCAAAACACCGGUGGCUACAUUUAAACAUCACACCGAUCACGUAACAACGGUCGAGUGGCAUCCGAAAGAGUCCACCAUAUUGGCGUCCGGUGGUGACGAUGAUCAAAUUGCACUGUGGGAUCUAUCCGUGGAGAAGGACGACACGGACGAUACGAAAAAUGAUGCGAACCUGAAGGAUUUGCCACCGCAGCUGCUGUUUAUACACCAGGGACAGAACGAAAUCAAGGAGCUGCACUGGCAUCCGCAGCUGAAGGGCGUAAUACUGUCGACGGCACACACGGGAUUCAACAUUUUCCGUACGAUAAGUGUUUAG